GCCCUUUCCUCUCCGGGCUACGCGACGCGGGCAGGGACCAGAAAGGGCAGCCGCGGCCGCGCGGUCCCUCCUCCUCGCUUAGCCAUUUCUGUUGUUGAUUGGUCCGUUUUCGGGAGGAGAGGGGAUCGAUCGAGCUCCGCCAGAGGCAGGAAGGAUGGUGCGGGGGAAGACGGAGAUGAAGCGGAUAGAGAACGCGACGAGCCGGCAGGUGACCUUCUCCAAGCGCAGGAACGGGCUGCUCAAGAAGGCCUUCGAGCUCUCCGUCCUCUGCGACGUCGAGGUCGCCCUCGCCGUCUUCUCCCCUCGCGGCAGGCUCUACGAGUUCUCCAGCACCACCAGUGUCUACAUACAUCUGGCACGUUGACAACGGCGAGUCUCAGCGGCAUGGAGUAGUGGGGGUUUCGCCGGUGGGCGUGUGAUGAUGGACGAGCGCAGGAUGGUGGCGCUGUCUGGCGUCGUGGUGGCGUCGAUGGCAGAGAGACCUGACACGGUUCUUGCAACAGUACAACUCUGAAGAUGGAUUGAUGGUACGUGGCUGCGGCGGCCUCAUACCCGGCAGGGGUCCUGGUUGAAGAGCACGCCAGACUGGUGGGUGCCCAUACCCGGCAGGCGUCCUGGUUGGGACCUCAGGUCUUAGAUGUAAGG
Triticum dicoccoides is the source of this 645-nucleotide messenger RNA. Its product is annotated as agamous-like MADS-box protein AGL14. Lineage: Eukaryota; Viridiplantae; Streptophyta; Magnoliopsida; Poales; Poaceae. The coding region runs from base 155 to 364 and encodes 69 amino acids. Gene Ontology annotation, biological process: positive regulation of transcription by RNA polymerase II. The record is from RefSeq and is a predicted model, not a curated record. Gene Ontology annotation, molecular function: RNA polymerase II transcription regulatory region sequence-specific DNA binding; protein dimerization activity. The transcript has 3 exons.